AUGAACAAAGCAGUUGGAUACAUUUUUGCGAUAAUUUUUUCAAUUAUUCUUAUUGAAUGUCGAGCGAAAGACGCUUUAACAGAGAAUUUCAUCAUUGCAGCUGGAUUUCCUGUAGAAACUCAUCACGUUACAACCGAAGAUGGAUAUAUCUUGACACUUCAUCGCAUUCCUUCAACAAAUCGAUCAUCAACUCCUGUACUACUUGCUCAUCCAUUGUCGUCUUCAGGCUUGAUAUGGGUCCUUUCUUUAGUUCCCAAACUAAAACCCAUCGCUUUUUCGCUGUCAAACAAAGGACAUGAUGUCUGGAUUUUACAUCAUCGCGGAACAACAGAGUCUUUUCGACAUCAAACUUUAAAACCCUCGAAUCAAUCUUUUUGGAAUUUUACGUUACACGAGCUCGGAGUGUUUGAUAUCGCCAAUUCUGUGGAUUAUAUUCGACACGAAACAGGAAAAAAUCAAAUAAAUUGUAUUGGAAUGUCACAAGGAUCGACAACGUUACUCAUGUUACUCGCUUCAAGGCAGGAAUUCAAUCGAAAAAUAUCGACAGUGUAUUUGAUAGCUCCUGUUUUCGAAUGUAAAUAUAUUCCGAUGUCGGUCAAAUUCAUUUAUGGAUCGGAUUUGAUGGAUUUUUUGUUGAAAAUUUUCGAUCCUGAUGGAAAAAGUUACGUCGCAUUGGGAGAUAUGAACUUUACAGAAAAUGUCAGUUUGAUAGCUUCUCACGAAAUUUUGAUGAAAAUACUUUUGGAAAGUGUUUCUUUAGGAAUUGGAAGAUUUGAUCAGGAUUUGGAUUAUGUAAGAAUUUAA
This is a messenger RNA of Culicoides brevitarsis, 804 nucleotides long. Its product is annotated as lipase 3-like. Gene Ontology annotation, biological process: lipid metabolic process. The coding region runs from base 1 to 804 and encodes 267 amino acids. NCBI's taxonomy places the organism in Eukaryota, Metazoa, Arthropoda, Insecta, Diptera, Ceratopogonidae. The record is from RefSeq and is a predicted model, not a curated record. The transcript has 2 exons.